Messenger RNA from Fusarium sp. VM40, 1623 nucleotides. Lineage: Eukaryota; Fungi; Ascomycota; Sordariomycetes; Hypocreales; Nectriaceae. The record is from the annotation of a GenBank genome assembly.
AUGUCCCGUGUAAGGGCUACCGAUUUCGAGGAACGGGAUUACUACCCUGCUCCUCGACGUUCCGCUCCAGAGGGGCUCGAUGAAGUCGAUUAUCGUCGCCGCACCGUCACAAUCAGCCCUCCCCCGCGAGAGGAGUCUCGCACGCCCGCCUUUCUGCGGGAGGACAUUCGCCGAACCGAAGCUGGUCCUAUGGUCCUGCGCCAGCGUCAAGUAGAGACCAUCGACCGACACCGACCCAGAAGUCCCAGCCCCGUCCGUGUCCGAGAGGAGCGCAUCAUUCGACGACCCCGCAGUAUUUCCCCCGAGAGCAGUCAUCACUCUCACGCUCACACUCACGACCAUGAGCACGAGCACUCUCGUACCCGGGUAUACGAGCGAGAGCGAGUCAGGGAGCCCUCUCAACCACCUGCUAGGCGAGCUCCUUCUCCCGCGCGAGUUGUGAGAUAUGUUGAGCGACCACAGAAGUCGCCUUCUCCUCCGCCUCCCCCGCCAGUUGAAGAGCGGGAGCGCAUCCGCACUCGCAUCAUUGAGCGUGAGAGGGCUCCUUCGCCCCCUCCAGUUCCUAAGCCUUCUCCUCCUCCUCCACCGCCUCAGACUAUUCGUGGACCGACAAUUGAGCGAGAAGUUAUCACGCAUUACCGGGAUAUCGACCAUGGAAUGAUCAAAGCCAGACCCCCCACCCCUCCACCUCAGCCCAAGCCUCAGCCUCGUGCCCCCUCUCGAGUUCGAGAGCGGGAGACAGAUAUUGACAUUUCUCUGUCCAAGAACAGGACCGAGGUGGAUAUCUCCCGUACAACCCGUACUCGAUCUCAGAGUCAGGAAAGACGAUCAGAUUAUCGUGAUGACGAACUUGUGGUUCGACGUGAGUCCGAGACAACCUCGCGACGCAGAGCGCAUUCUGCCGCUCCGCUGCCCACACCCAAUGCUGUUGAUGAAGAGGGUGAUUAUCUUACUGGCAAGAUCGACUCCCGUGGCAGAAUGGGCGAAGCCUGGGGCGGUGCAACCAAGGACUGGACUCUCGUCGAUGUCCCCCCAGGCACCGAACGCAUCCGCAUGGACGGAAUCGGCGGUGGCAGUACCGAGACGAGCUGGGCAAGGUACACUGGUUCCAGGAAGAGCAAGUUCAUUCCCGAGAGAGAUGGCGCACCCGCGCCUGCGCCUGUGCCCUCUCCCAAGCCUGCUAUCAGGGAACCAUCACCUCCUGCGUCUCGUGACCGUGUGAACGUGUCCAUCUUCGACCGUGAGAGGGAAAUUGACAUUGAGAGAACUCGAGAGCGUGUUACUCGACCUGCUCCUCCUCCCCCCAAGGACAUGUGGACCGAAAUCACCAAGGACCUCGUCCUGCGUGAGGCCAUCGAGAGCUCCGGGUACGAGUAUGAGGAGACUAAGGAGUUUUACUACAUCAUGGACUACCUCAAAUAUGACGAUGUUCUUCGCCUGGUUGAUGUUUCCGACGAGAUUCGAAAGUCUCGAAAGCAACGCGCUAGAGAGCUCGAGUACGAGAGAGAAUACACAUUUGAUUAUGAGCGCGACCGUUCCCGCCACGGCCACCCUCGCUGGGAUGAGGUGUCAGAGCGCGAGACGUUUUACGAUACCCGCCCUCCCCGAGGCUACCUACGUUAA